GCAACAUGUUUGACAACACUCAAUAUCCCUACAACUGCUUUAACUAUGACGGGGACGAUUACCCAACUUGCAGCUCGGAUGAGGAGAAGAAAUUCACCCGACCGGCAUACAGCUAUAUCGCUUUAAUCGCCAUGGCCAUUCAGCAGAGCCCCUCAAACAAAGUGACCCUUUCGGGCAUCUACGACUUCAUCAUGAAGAAGUUCCCGUACUACAGGACCAACCAGCGAGCGUGGCAGAACUCGAUCCGACACAACCUUUCUCUGAACAGUUGCUUCGUUAAGGUUCCACGAACAGAAGGCAAUGAAAAGGGGAAAGGGAAUUACUGGAGCUUCGCAUCAGGUUGCGAGUCCAUGUUGGAUCUCUUCGAAAACGGGAAUUAUAGGAGGAGGCGGCGACGGAGAAACGUGAAGCGAGAAGCCAGAGGAAAAAGAUCUGCUGGGGAGCAGAACGCUCUGCCUGCGUUUCCCUCGGCAGAUUCGGGCUUAUCCGGCGUGUCUUGUUCUUCCGGUGAGAAAAUGGAACCUCGGCCCAAAGCGCUGGAGCCCGGCGAGUUUUUUCCGAGCGCCGGCGCCAGCCGAGAGAGUCUAAACAGCUCCUCGGUAGGAAAAUCUGACUCCGAAAUUAAAUUUAGCAUUGAUUACAUUCUGUCCGCCCCGGACCCUCUGCCUGCGCUGAGGUCUCCGUAUCACGCGCAAGACAACAAACUCCCCUUCUUGGAUUCUCCGCACAUCAACCUCCAGUUUUGGACAAUGUAA
Molecule: messenger RNA, 755 nt
Organism: Euleptes europaea (tarantolino)
Lineage: Eukaryota; Metazoa; Chordata; Lepidosauria; Squamata; Sphaerodactylidae
Gene: FOXL3
Product: forkhead box L3
Exons: 3
Coding region: 6-755 (249 amino acids)
Biological process (GO): cell differentiation; anatomical structure morphogenesis; regulation of transcription by RNA polymerase II
Molecular function (GO): DNA-binding transcription factor activity, RNA polymerase II-specific; RNA polymerase II cis-regulatory region sequence-specific DNA binding
Source: RefSeq, a predicted model, not a curated record